AUGGCGUCACGCGGGAGUGACCGGCCGUAUAAAGUUGUCUAUUCCACCCGCACCCGGGAUCCCGACGCCACGAUUGACUCCAGCCCACGUCAGAGCUAUCGACGUGAACACGACUACGACUACGAUGAUGACUACCCUCCAGAAAGGUCCUACACGCGUGACUAUCGAGACGAUAGAACCGAUGCUGAUGGAAGAUCUCGCGACAGCACGCAAUCCUACUCUGGCCGGAGUUCUCUCCCUUCAACUGGCGGCGCGACCAAAAUAAAGUAUGAAGUCGUCAGAGACAGGAACUCCGAUGCCUACGUGAAACGCGCCAAUGCAAUGGUCAUCGAGCGACCAGCCAACAGUGGACGUUCUGAGUACGAAGUCAUUCGACCUGAAAGGAGAGACGACGGAACUUAUGUGGUCGAUGUUGGCGGCGGCCGUGCGCGUAGGUACCCCGACCGCGACUCGGAUGGUUACGAUGCCCCAACCCGUGCGCGGUAUUACGAAACCGCACCGGAGGCUUCACUGCCUUCGCGAAGAGGUGAAUAUGCCUCGUAUGAUUCACCAAAAAUCCCCGAUCGGGACCGUGCAUACUACCGAGACGUGGAAAUCGUGGAGGAUCCGGAGGAUGAUCCGAGGUAUUCGAGAGACCCCAGACCACCAGCCCGUGGCGAGGGUGCUCCUCCUCUACAGCGCCGCAAGAGCGCCAUGCGAGGGCGGAACGAGACUCCUCCACCAGAACGUCUGCGGCGGAAACGAUCUCAGAGCGUGGGCUUCUACCGUGACCAGUUAAGCCACCAUGAUGCCACAGAACAGCGUCACGAACGGCCAGGUGCGGAAGCGCGCAUUGCUGGCCGGUAUCUAAGGCGUGGCGCGGACUAUGAUGAUGAUAUGGAUAUGGACGACUACAGGGUACCAGGCAGGUCCGGACCUAGAGACGACUACUAUGCUCGACGCAACGACUUACGACUGAACGAUUAUGAAUAUGAUGAUGACCGAAGAACGUACACCGAAGAAACGGUGCGACGUUACGAAUAUGAAGAUGACCAGCGUCCCGCUUAUCCCCCAAGGGCACGACCAUACCAGGUAUAUCGUCGUGACCCGGUCGAUGAUGAUGACCGGUCACCAUACCUCGGAUAUGACUCUAGAAGUCGCCGCGAGUACUACCGAUGA
Exophiala dermatitidis NIH/UT8656 is the source of this 1158-nucleotide messenger RNA. RefSeq lists its product as uncharacterized. Lineage: Eukaryota; Fungi; Ascomycota; Eurotiomycetes; Chaetothyriales; Herpotrichiellaceae. Bases 1 to 1158 code for a protein of 385 amino acids. The record is from RefSeq and is a predicted model, not a curated record. The transcript has a single exon.